Chara braunii is the source of this 2306-nucleotide messenger RNA. The record is from the annotation of a GenBank genome assembly. NCBI's taxonomy places the organism in Eukaryota, Viridiplantae, Streptophyta, Charophyceae, Charales, Characeae.
CUAGAGCUUUCAGAAAAAAGUCCUAAUGUGAGUAGACCCUAAUCUUCCUCUUUUGUUCAGUUCAUCCCCGUGACCAGAACUUAUGGCAGGAGUUGGCAAAGAAAGCCCCACUGGGACGUCCACUUUUCCACCGGGGGUCCUAUGUACUUGUAUUCGAACAUCGAUCGGCCAUCCAUCCGCACAACCCGAAUGCCCGCUCUGGCAGUGAUUCGAGCCAAAUGCAUUUAGGAGGGUGACUCGAACAUCAGGAAGAGAGCAGCGAACUGACGCACAAAACAACAUCCCAGCAGAAACAGCCCAAAAAGAAAUGACGCUGCCUAGCCAUGUUUCAGAGAGAAAACGAAAAAAGGAAAAACCAUCUCUGCUGCAUCCCACUCAGGCUGCCACUCCUGGUGAUGCAUUUCCAAAACUGGUUGUCCCCUGAUUCGACGUCGCGCAGCUGAGUACUUGUACUCGAACAUCCGCAAAAACACUGCGUAUGCUCCAGCUGCAAGCACCACGCACCGAUGAGAGGCAUUCCUAGCAAUUGACCGGCAUAUUACAAGGAGCGCUUUUUGCUUGAAGUAUCAGGUUAGAUCAGAUAGAUAGAAAUGAGCCGAACUUGGUCCCCAGCACCAUGCAGGGAUGAGAGGGCAUUCUUAGCUCUUUUUUUUCUUUCCACUUCUACACAAUUGAGUUGGAGUUUGUUCCCAUAGCCCACCAUCAUUUAUGACACUCUUCCCUAGCAAACGGAGAAUUGUAUAUCAGGCAGCUUGAACUUCGCAGCAGGCACGUAGGAUAUGCAUCUAGCACUUCUCGUGGGUGUGCCCGUGGAGACUACUCAGUGCUAUUUGCAGCCUUCUCAUCAGAUACUGGAAACACGCUCCCAAACGCAUCGCGUAAAGAGGACCACAAACUGACAAGAGGGGCAUGCCCAUACCCACCUUAAACUCUUGAAGACAAAGUUGUUGUCAUUCUGAAUUUCAGUGUUUCUUGACACAUCAGCAGACACGUGACCAUCGUACAAACAAGUAAAAACUGAGACAAGGAGAUGUGCAAGCAUGGGAUUAACACAUCAGCUGACAUACCAGCAGACAAAAGCUUUUUCAGAAGACACUUCCUUCAGACUGUGCUUGACCGCUUUCAUGCACACCUGCACAAAGCUCGAUGUGCAAUACAACAGUUCCGUCUGAUACCACCGCUAACUUUCUCCCUCGCCAAAAUAUAUUGACGCAAUACGGCCUUGUGUCAAUCCACCUUCCCCCUGGCCAGCUGAACAGGCAUUCUUCCAAUUCCGUCAUGCAUAUCCACACUACUUGGGAGGAGGCACACUGUCAUUUGGCGACUUGAACAGGCACACCCUCUAAUUACAGCUAAGAAGAUGAAAAUCAUCGGCCACUGCGGCGGCGGAGACAAAGGGGAGUUGGCAUCCUCCUUGCCUCAAACCAAACUUCUGCAGAGAUCUACGGUGGUCCGCCAAUUGAGGUUACGAUCACCUUCCCCGAGGGUCUUGCAGGAGGAGGGUGGCCAUCAUGCCACCCCGGGGGGGGGGGGGGGGGGGGCAGCCCGAGUGGAGGAGGAGCUCGUGGCAACGGCAGCAGUGGAGGGGGAGGUAGCAGCAGUGGAGGAGGAGGUGCCAGCUGCAACAACAGUGGAGGGGGAGGUAGCAACAACAACAACAACGGAGGAGGAGAUAGCGGCAGCGACAGCGGUGCCAGACGUUGAUAUGGAGCAUGAUGGUUCGGAUGCUACAGAGGGCGGUGACCACGUCGAGGAGCACCUCAUGCAACAGUUUCUCACGGAGGAGCUCGAUCCAGUCGUGGGAGGUUUCACCCCGGGUGUGGCGAGGGGGCUGGGGUUGUCUCCUCUAACAAGGUGGUCGGGUUCAAACAUGGGGACCUACUUCAACUUUGACAUAUCAAUAGGCGCUCCCCCUAGUUGCAGCAGGGCGGCAUGGACGGAUCGGGCGACAUCGAGGGACGAGGCGACAGGCAAGAUGGGGACGCAGACCUCGAGAGAGUCGACGGUGGCGGAGUCUCCAGAUGCGGCACGCGACAUCAUGAAGCGAGAGAGGGCUCGACUUAUGGCAUCCAGCGACCUGCGUGCUCAGGCGUUCGCACGGGCCUUGGAGGAGCGCAAGCGUCGAUAGCCAGGGAGAGAUGGUGGGCAAGGUGGGGUAGUGGCGGGGGAGGACGCUAUGGAGGGAGUGGCACCAGAGGCAGAGGAGGAUGUGGAGGAGGGGCCACAGGUGGUGGAUGAGGCUGUGGAGGGUGGACAGGGGUGAGACCGGGGGCCUGGCGACGCACGGCCCGUAGUUCACGAGACGA